Messenger RNA from Rattus rattus (black rat), 2490 nucleotides. It is a transcript of the gene Meltf, whose product is annotated as melanotransferrin. The record is from RefSeq and is a predicted model, not a curated record. NCBI's taxonomy places the organism in Eukaryota, Metazoa, Chordata, Mammalia, Rodentia, Muridae. The coding region runs from base 4 to 2160 and encodes 718 amino acids. The transcript has 15 exons. Gene Ontology annotation, biological process: iron ion transport. Gene Ontology annotation, cellular component: extracellular region; plasma membrane; recycling endosome.
GUGAUGGAGGUGCAGUGGUGUACCAUCUCAGACCCGGAACAGCAGAAAUGCAAGGACAUGAGCAAAGCUUUCCAGGGAGCUGGAAUUCAGCCCUCCCUCCUCUGCGUCCAGGGCACCUCCACUGACCACUGUGUCCAGCUCAUCAAGGACCGAAAAGCGGAUGCCAUCACCCUGGAUGGAGGAGCCAUCUAUCAGGCUGGCAAGGAGUAUGGCCUGAAGCCAGUGGUGGGUGAAGUCUAUGACCAAGACAUUGGGACUUCCUAUUAUGGGGUGGCUGUGGUCAGGAGGAAUUCCAAUGUGACCAUCAACAUCCUGAAGGGCGUCAAGUCCUGCCACACUGGCAUUAACCGGACUGUGGGCUGGAACGUGCCUGUCGGCUACCUCGUAGAGACUGGCCAUCUGUCAGUGAUGGGCUGCGAUGUGCUCAAAGCCGUUGGCGAUUAUUUUGGGGGCAGCUGUGUUCCUGGAGCAGGAGAAACCAGCCAUUCCGAGUCCCUCUGUCGCCUCUGCCGUGGUGACUCUUCUGGACACAAUGUGUGUGACAAGAGUCCCCUAGAGAGAUACUAUGACUACAGUGGAGCCUUCCGGUGCCUGGCGGAAGGAGCCGGUGACGUGGCCUUCGUGAAGCACAGCACAGUGCUGGAGAACACUGAUGGGAAAACCCUGCCUUCCUGGGGCAAGGCCCUGAUGUCACAGGACUUCCAGCUACUCUGCAGGGAUGGCAGCCGGGCUGACAUCACUGAGUGGAGACGAUGCCACUUGGCCAAGGUGCCUGCUCAUGCUGUGGUGGUCAGGGAUGACAUGGACGGAGGCCUCAUAUUCCGGCUGCUCAACGAAGGCCAGCUUCUGUUCAGCCACGAAGACAGCACCUUCCAGAUGUUCAGCUCCAAAGCCUACGGCCAGAAGAACUUGCUGUUCAAAGACUCCACCUUAGAGCUCGUGCCCAUUGCCACACAGAACUAUGAGUCCUGGCUGGGCCAGGAAUACCUGCAUGCCAUGAAGGGGCUGCUCUGUGAUCCCAACCGGCUGCCCCACUACCUGCGCUGGUGUGUGUUGUCGGUGCCCGAGAUCCAGAAGUGUGGCGAUAUGGCUGUGGCCUUCAGCCGCCAGAGUCUGAAGCCAGAGAUCCAGUGUGUGUCAGCCGAGUCCCCUGAGCACUGCAUGCAGCAGAUCCAGGCUGGGCACAUCGAUGCUGUGACUCUGAGGGGCGAAGACAUUUACAGGGCAGGAAAGGCGUAUGGCCUGGUUCCGGCGGCUGGGGAGCUGUAUGCUGAGGAGGACAGGAGUAAUUCCUACUUUGUGGUGGCUGUGGUGAGGCGGGACAGCUCCUACUCCUUCACCCUGGACGAGCUUCGCAGCAAGCGUUCCUGCCACCCAGGCUUGGGCAGCCCUGCGGGCUGGGAGGUGCCCAUAGGCUCCCUCAUCCAGCGGGGCUUCAUCCGGCCCAAGGACUGUGAUGUGCUCACAGCGGUGAGCGAGUUCUUCAAUGCCAGCUGUGUGCCUGUAAACAACCCUAAGAACUACCCUUCCUCGCUGUGCGCGCUCUGCGUGGGAGACGAGAAGGGCCGCAACAAGUGUGUGGGCAGCAGCCAGGAGAGAUACUACGGCUACAGUGGGGCCUUCAGGUGCCUUGUGGAGAAUGCAGGGGACGUUGCCUUCCUCAAGCACACGACUGUCUUUGAGAACACAAAUGGUCACAAUCCUGAGCCCUGGGCUUCUCACCUCAGGUGGCAAGACUAUGAACUACUGUGCCCCAAUGGGGCCCGGGCUGAGGUAGACCAGUUCCAAGCUUGCAACCUGGCACAAAUGCCAUCCCAUGCUGUCAUGGUUCAUCCAGACACCAACAUUUUCACUGUGUACGGACUUCUGGACAAGGCCCAGGACCUAUUUGGAGACGACCACAACAAGAACGGUUUCCAAAUGUUUGACUCCUCCAAAUACCACAGCCAAGAUCUGCUUUUCAAAGAUGCUACGGUCCGAGCAGUGCCCGUCCGGGAGAAAACCACGUAUCUGGACUGGCUGGGUCCUGACUACGUGGUUGCUCUGGAGGGGAUGCUAUCUCAGCAGUGCUCGGGUGCAGGGGCCGCGGUGCACCGAGUCCCCCCACCGGCCCUGCUCCUGCUGGCCCUGGCUGCAGGCCUCCUCCCGCGAGUUCUCUGAAGGUGGCUGCGUCAGGCCACGCCCUGCCCAGGAAAAGCUACAGAAUCCAACCCAAGAAACCAGGAAAUCAGCUAACCCUGCAGGAGAGCGCGAGAUGCGAUGCGAGAGGCAAGGUGAGAAUUCACACGCACAACCCUCCGAUGUGCGAUUCUAACCCAAAGAGAAAUUUCUAGAAUCAGGAUGAUCGUUAAGGCCAAGUCUUCCCACCUGCCGGAGCCCUCAGUACCUGAGGCGACUGGCGAACAGCCCAGUCACUCCUCCCACACUGGUGGCGCCUGCAGCGAACCUGUGCCUCCCUCCCACCUGGAACCUCCCGGCUGGCUGGGGGGU